GGCUGCGUGUAUUUCCGGUCGGGCCGGUGGAGCCGCUGCCCGGGGAGGUGUGGACGCGGCCGCUCUCCUAACGCCCCGGGGGAAGAUGUUCUACCACAUCUCCUUGGAGCACGAGAUCCUGCUGCACCCGCGCUACUUCGGCCCCAACCUGCUCAACACGGUGAAGCAGAAGCUCUUCACCGAGGUGGAGGGGACCUGCACCGGCAAGUAUGGCUUUGUCAUUGCUGUCACCACCAUCGACAAUAUUGGUGCUGGUGUGAUCCAGCCCGGCAGGGGCUUUGUCCUUUAUCCGGUUAAGUACAAGGCCAUUGUUUUCCGGCCCUUUAAAGGGGAAGUCGUGGAUGCUGUAGUCACUCAGGUCAACAAGGUUGGACUCUUCACAGAAAUUGGACCCAUGUCCUGCUUCAUUUCCCGACAUUCCAUCCCGUCCGAGAUGGAGUUUGAUCCUAACUCCAACCCACCGUGUUACAAGACAAUGGAUGAGGACAUUGUGAUUCAGCAGGACGAUGAGAUCCGCUUGAAGAUUGUGGGGACCCGUGUGGAUAAGAACGACAUUUUUGCUAUCGGCUCUUUGAUGGAUGAUUACUUGGGGCUUGUGAGCUGAACCCCGGCGCCUCCUGCCUUGUUGGACCCUUGUCUAGGGAGCGUGAUGUCACACCGCCCAUGUUGUCCAGAGGCCCAGUCUGGCUGCUGUGGGGGAGGCAAGGAAGGCUCCUCGUCCCAGAAGACAUCCGGCUCUUCUUCCGGCUUCGCAGCCACUCCCAGAUUCUGCCUGUGUUCUGACCCUGAAUGGCCUUUGGUGCUAUGGAAGUGUUAAUCUUUGGUAAAACUGCUCCUGUUUAAGCUGCA
This is a messenger RNA of Eptesicus fuscus (big brown bat), 849 nucleotides long. It is a transcript of the gene POLR2G, whose product is annotated as RNA polymerase II subunit G. NCBI's taxonomy places the organism in Eukaryota, Metazoa, Chordata, Mammalia, Chiroptera, Vespertilionidae. The record is from RefSeq and is a predicted model, not a curated record. Bases 86 to 604 code for a protein of 172 amino acids. Gene Ontology annotation, molecular function: single-stranded DNA binding; translation initiation factor binding; single-stranded RNA binding. The transcript has 8 exons. Gene Ontology annotation, cellular component: P-body; RNA polymerase II, core complex. Gene Ontology annotation, biological process: positive regulation of translational initiation; positive regulation of nuclear-transcribed mRNA poly(A) tail shortening; DNA-templated transcription.